This is a messenger RNA of Fusarium keratoplasticum, 2046 nucleotides long. Its product is annotated as HET domain-containing protein. The transcript is spliced from 2 exons. The coding region runs from base 1 to 2046 and encodes 681 amino acids. NCBI's taxonomy places the organism in Eukaryota, Fungi, Ascomycota, Sordariomycetes, Hypocreales, Nectriaceae. The record is from RefSeq and is a predicted model, not a curated record.
AUGCCCCCAGCUAUAGUUGAGCCAAAAGGAGCCGAGACACUAUGCCAGCGAUGCUUACGACUCACAUUCGACAACAGCGCCAUCGUCGACGCACCACCACCGCAACAGUACGAGGGACGCGACGACCUAGAUCUUGAUGAAUAUGGAAUCAUUCCUCUUGAUUUUACCUUGGAGGAUGAACUACCUGACCUUCCGCAACUGGAUAGAUCAGGCGCCAACGGUUGUCACAUGUGUCUCUUCCUCAAAAAAGUCAUCUUGACUCAACUACAAUUGCGUCCGACAGAGCAAAACUACGCCGGCCGCAUUACACUCCAGCUGAAUGAGUUCCAUCCCGACCUGGCGACUGUUCAGUUUGCAAACUCCCGAGACGACUGGCUUCCAAAUCGGAUGGCCGGAGAGCUUCGUAUGGGAACGGAGGUGUACUCUAUAGAUGUCUUUGCCAAGCACAGGGCGGAUGGUCACUAUACGCCCAUGCCAGACCCAAAUCCGUUGUCAGAUCGGUCCAUCCAAAGAAUCAAGACCUACCUGAAUACUUGUGUGGGAAACCAUGACAAGCAUCACUCGGAGUGCUCAUACCCAGGCACGAUUGCUGCGCCGUUGAGGCUAUUGAACAUUUCAGACGAAAAGAUGAUACGACUAGAGGAGACCAACAACCAGGACAUUCCAUACGUCAUCUUAAGCUAUUGCUGGGGUCCGGCCAAGGUCGUUUUCGAUGCCAGGACUGUCUUGGCAAAUCUGCCAGAGAGAUCAAAGGGCUUUAGGUCUGAUGCCCUUCCACAAACACUGCAACACAGCAUUUCCCUUGCGCAUCGCCUUGGAGCUUCUCACAUAUGGAUAGAUGCGCUGUGCAUCGUGCAAGACUCUGGGGAGUGGAUCUAUGAAAGCGUGCGAAUGAUGCAGUACUACGAAAUGGCGCAGUUCACAAUCGUCCCGAUUGAUUCCAGUGGAGCAGAGAAAGGGUUCUUGAGAAAUAGACCUCCAUGGGCCGAGGACAUCAUCCAGUGGAAGGGUUCUCUUAACCAUCUCCAAUUUUACUUUCCUUCAUUCAACAACGUCGAGGAGGCGGGACCUGCGACUUCUUCUCCGUGGGCAAGCCGCGGUUGGACCUUUCAGGAGAGGCUCCUUUCUUCAAGGCUGAUCUUUAUUGGCCGUGAUGAGGUUAAGUUUCGCUGUCGCGCUGGGUGGGGAAAACAUGCAUCUCGAACGCCAAUCACGCUGGAGUCACUUGGAAGCUAUUUCCUUCCUCUGUCUCCUAUGUACGCGGCACAUUCGAACGACUGGAACAGCGUGGAAAUGAUUCGAGACAAGUGGUAUCAAAUCCUAAGCGAGUAUUCACAGCGAAGUCUCACCCAGCAGAGCGAUAAGCUUAUUGCUUUGUCCGGUAUCACGUCCAAAAUCAACCAACUGCUUGGAGACCAUGAUAAGUAUCUUGAUGGACAUUGGGAGUCGGACCUGUGGCACGGCUUGACUUGGAGGAGAGUGCCUGUUAGAGGAAAACCGGCCUGGCCGACGGUCAAAUCAGAGGAGUUUCCAUCUUGGUCGUGGUGCUGUAUGAAUCAACCAUUGGUCUGGCAGGAUGGGACAGCUUCUGUUGAUGAUAUUAGGCUGGUUGGAGUUGUUCGACAGAGAACAGGCACAGAUGAAAAGGUGGUGAAGCUGAUUGUGGAGGGCUGGAUCUUUCCCGUUCGAUUGCUGGCUGAGGUGCCAGAUAAUCUCGAGGUGGAUUUCUAUCUCGACUCGCUCUCAGAAUCAUCUGGUGAUCUGGUCAAACAAGAGGGUGUGCGUAUCGUGCUUCUAAAAGCAUAUCUAGACGGAGAGGAUAAGAAAGAGUGGCUGAAGGCCCCAGCAGCAAAGCCGCAUGAUGUGUGCGGACUCAUCAUAGAGCCGACGGGGGAGACUUACGAGGGGCAUGCGGUGUAUCGGAGACUGGGGAUUGUGGAUAUUCUACCGGGAUGGGACUUUACUUUUUCAGAUUCCGAGACGACAGCAGGGUCGUUGUUCUACCAAGAGAUGUACACCAAGAAGGAAAUUGCGGUUUUGGUAUAG